Messenger RNA from Poecilia latipinna (sailfin molly), 1669 nucleotides. RefSeq lists its product as uncharacterized. Lineage: Eukaryota; Metazoa; Chordata; Actinopteri; Cyprinodontiformes; Poeciliidae. Gene Ontology annotation, cellular component: external side of plasma membrane. The record is from RefSeq and is a predicted model, not a curated record. The transcript has 3 exons. Gene Ontology annotation, biological process: positive regulation of T cell proliferation; immune response; T cell costimulation. Bases 197 to 976 code for a protein of 259 amino acids.
UACUCCACGCAGACUAAAAGUUUCUUUUAGGUCUGCAAAGCGGCUGAUGCUGGGCUCAGUUUAGCCCUUCCUCUCGAGUUCUGGUACCUUUAGUGAGGCUGAGUUACUCAUAGCGAAAAAACUGCUGAAUUGUGAAGAGAGCCACAACUUUGUUCUGUUUCAGAUCCAGUCGUUGUUGCUCCUUUUAACGUGAUAAAUGCUGAUUUGCAUUCGACUGAAGGCAAUGAGACCCUCCUGUGCUCCAUGUCCAUGGACUCGUCUUGGUGUUGUCUGGGUUUCUAUUUUCUGGUUCACCUUAGCGGUCAGCAUUUCUGGUGAGUCAGUGAGUCAGCUGGACACCGAACCAAAUGUGUUUAAGACCUGUGGUGAAAAUGUGACCCUGAAUUGCAAUGCCAGCGAAGCAAAACUCAAGGAUUCAAAGAUCUUCAAAUUUGACUGGCAGCACAAAAAUAAAACACUGUGCCAGUACAUGAACAAUACAUCUACCGACAAGAUUAAAUGCAACUUCACAAACACAACAUCUCAACUCACUCUGUCUCUGACCAUCCUCAACAUCAUCCCGUCCGAUGACGGAAACUACUACUGCAAACUACACUCAAGAGGUCGAAUCGUGAAUGGGCAGAGCCAUCUGAAAGUUGGAGACUGCUUUAGAAAGCCUGGCAAGGAUAUACCCUCUGACCAAUGCUCCUUUGAAGGAGUUUUCCCCAUUGCUGACAUCCACUGGUUCCAGGGAGACGUAAACCUUACAGAUGGCACCGAAACGAAACAAAACGUGGACGACAAAGGAUAUUUCACUGUCCAGAGUACAGCUCCCACAGAGAGAGGGAGCCAGAGACAGCCUUAUAACUGCUCACUGUGGAUGCCUUCUCUCAACAAGUACAUCUCCAGUCGCAUGGUUUCAUCAGGGAGCACAACCCAACAACUCCAGUGGAUCUGCAUUAUGAUGGGGAUCUUGAUGAAGAUUAUUAUCAUGUAAAAAUGCAGGCUGUUUGACUAUUGAUUGAGAUAAAAAAAAAUAAAAUAAAAUAAAAAAAGCUACUAAUUGAGAUGAGCCGUUCCUAACGCCUGGAAUGGAUUUAUGCAGGUAUGGUAAUGGUUGUGUGCAGGUAAGAGUGCAUUUCGCUUGGGAUUUUUGUUAAUUUGUAUGUUCAGGUGUGAAUAGCGGGGGGCAAACAGCUUCUUAUUUGAUUUAUUAAUUUGUUUUCUGGAAGCAAAGUAGAAAUCUCAUGUAAAAAAGAAUUAUGACUGGCACUUCAAACUUUAACUUACAACACAGACUUUUAUUUGUAACAUGGCUUUCCACUGGGUGGCGCUCCUGCAUUAUUGUUCUGUACUAUAAACAAGGUGGGAGAAUUAUUACUCUUAGAUAGUUUUCAGUUUCUUAGGGUGGCAUUUUAUAUAUGCUUACCAUGCGUGGGAAAAAAAACAAAACAAUUCCAAACACCGUGCAUUGCUGUGAGAAAGUAUUUACUCCCCUCUCUUUGUUAAUGCAAGAGGUUUCACCUCAUCCGUUCAAAGUAAAUUGAAAGAAAAAAGAAAAAUCUGAUUUUCAUAAGUUGAUCUUAACUACUUAUAAAAAAUAAAAAAAAGCAAUGUCCAAAACAUACUUUUUUGAAAUGAUGAUGUUCUUUGAAUAAAUUCUGUCACAGUAAAACCUCUGUCUAAAUGA